Molecule: messenger RNA, 1635 nt
Organism: Dovyalis caffra
Lineage: Eukaryota; Viridiplantae; Streptophyta; Magnoliopsida; Malpighiales; Salicaceae
Source: the annotation of a GenBank genome assembly
AUGGGAACUUGCACUUCAAAACCGUCCAAACCCAACCCUUAUGCUUCAACAGACGUCAAUCCUCCACCCCAAACCCCAGCACAAAAUGACCACCCUACCAUCCAAACUCGAACUCCAAAAACCCCACACAUUAAAGCUGUGCUCCGCAGGCAAAACAAGAAGAAGAAAAAUAGUGGGGCAGAACCAAAUGCCGAAGAGGAUGAUGAAAAUGAAGAAGCAGUGGAGUUGGAUAAAAGGUUUGGUUUUUCAAAAGAGUUAACUAGUAGAUUGGAAGUUGGAGACGAAGUGGGGAGAGGACAUUUUGGCUACACUUGUUCUGCUAAGUUGAAGAAAGGUGAAAGAAAAGGUCAGCAAGUUGCUGUUAAAAUCAUACCCAAAUCAAAGAUGACAACAGCUAUUGCAGUUGAGGAUGUCAGGAGGGAAGUCAGGAUAUUGAGGGAUUUGACAGGACAUAACAAUUUAGUACACUUCUAUGAUGCAUUUGAAGAUCUGGACAAUGUCUACAUAGUGAUGGAGCUAUGCGAAGGAGGGGAGCUCCUAGAUAGGAUACUUUCAAGGGGUGGGAAAUACUCAGAAGAUGAUGCGAAGGCCGUUAUGGUGCAGAUACUAAAUGUUGUUGCUUUUUGUCAUCUACAGGGUGUGGUGCACCGAGAUCUAAAACCAGAGAACUUUCUAUAUACUUCUAAGGAGGAGAACUCUCAGCUGAAAGUUAUAGACUUUGGCUUAUCAGAUUUUGCCAGACCAGAUGAAAGACUUAAUGACAUCGUGGGAAGUGCAUACUAUGUGGCACCUGAAGUUCUACAUAGAUCUUACAGCACUGAGGCUGAUGUAUGGAGCAUAGGUGUGAUAGCAUAUAUUCUUUUGUGUGGUAGUCGUCCAUUUUGGGCCCGGACCGAGUCUGGAAUUUUCCGGGCUGUCUUGAAAGCUGAUCCCAGUUUUGAUGAAGCACCUUGGCCCGCAUUAUCUCUAGAAGCAAAAGACUUUGUUAAACGCCUAUUAAACAAGGAUCCAAGGAAACGAAUUACUGCUGCCCAGGCUUUGAGUCAUCCUUGGAUCCGGGAUUAUAAUGAUGUAAAAGUACCUCUUGAUAUUUUAAUAUUCAAGCAUAUGAAGGCAUACAUGCGGUCAUCAUCUUUGCGUAAGGCUGCUUUAAGGGCAUUGUCUAAGACAUUGAAUGUGGACGAACUAUUUUAUCUGAAGGAGCAGUUUGCAUUGCUGGAGCCAAACAAAAGUAGCAGCAUAACCUUGGAAAACCUUAGGAUGGCCUUGACGAAAAAUGCAACAAACGCAAUGAAGGAUUCUCGCAUCCCUGAUUUUCUUGCCUCGCUAAAUCCACUUCAAUACAGAAGAAUGGAUUUUGAGGAAUUUUGUGCAGCUGCAUUGAAUGUCCAUCAGCUGGAGGCACUUGAUCAAUGGAAACAGCUAGCCCGUUCUGCAUAUGAGCUUUUUGAGAAGGAUGGAAACAGGGCGAUUGUAAUUGAGGAGCUUGCUUCAGAACUUGGGCUUGGCCCCUCCAUUCCAGUUCAUGCUGUUCUCAAUGACUGGAUAAGACAUACUGAUGGGAAGCUAAGCUUCCAUGGGUUUGUCAAGUUGUUGCAUGGUACAUCCAACCGAACCAUUGCAAAGGCACAGUGA